AUGCCUUCUGGACAUUAUGAAACAGAUAUUAAUUCUUCAACAGUAUUUAACUGUACUGUAUAUAAUUGGUCAAGUGAAACAGAUAAAGUUAUCAAGCUUUAUUGGCGUAAGAGCUAUCCUCCGAAUACAGUGUCGGUAAAAAAUCAUACCGGAAAUAAGCAUAGCAACAUAACCACACAAUUACUUUUCAAUCAGAUUACUAGUGAAGAUGCUGGUGAUUACUACUGUACGGCAACGGAUAAGAAUAAUAAUAUCCGUGCUGAAACGCAAUUAGUACAGCUCGUAGUUCGAGGCAGUAACUACUACGGAGAAACACGAGUAUGCUCGAAAAGACUGAAUGCGAGUAAAGAAGCUGUACCCUUAUCUCCAGUUAUUAAUAAAGUUAUAACUGAUAGUGAAUCCCAUUCUGUGAACAUUGAAUGGCAUAAUCCAUACACUGAUGCCCUAAAUGAAGCUUUAAUUGCUGGUUAUAGAGUCUGUUAUCGAGAAAUUUAUCCAAUAAUAGAGCAAGUUCGAGAGCGAAAAUGUAUAGCUGUCAAUGAAGUCGAAUCUAGAUCCAUUAUAUUAACUAAGCAAAUGAGAUACGGCGCAAAUUACGAAGUUAAUGUAGCUGCUAUUGGUAAGAAUGGAAAACAAAGUGCAUUAUCAAAAUCGAAAUACGUCUAUUUUCCUGAAGCAGAACCCGAAGGAAAACCGUUAAAGCUGCAUUUUCUUUGUAAUCCACAAGAUGAAUAUAAUAUCUUAUACAAUUGUCAUUUGUCUUGGGAGUUUCCAAUUAAUCAAACCAAUGGCAACUUAACCAGAACAUAUAUUACUAUAACUGAAAGAGAUACAGACUUCAUUACGUCCUAUACUUUCAAUGAUGGAUCAUUAAGGCAAUUUUCUCUCUUUAAUAUCUCAGUCGAAGAACCUUAUCUUGUUCAAAUUAUAAUGGCAAACGCCGUUGGCAAUAGCUCUGUAGCAGAGUCGAUUCUUACAGUAGAGCCGCCAGAUAUAGAACCUACUCUUGGUAUAACAGAUGGGUAUUAUGGUGCUACAGAUUCACAGACAGGAACGCCAGACCAGCAACCAAAUAUGAUAGAUAUCAAUGUUGUCAUCGUGGCAGUUGUCCUCGUUUUAUCCGUAGUAAUAUUACUAGUAAGCGUUAAAAUCUAUCAAGUCAUGGAAAGAAAAAACAGAAUGAAAUUAUCUAAAUACAUAUUCCUUGGAUGUUGUUUCUAUAAAAAUAAAUCGACAAUACCAGAGCCAUUGGUAGAUCAAGGAUUGCGUCCAUUACCCCCAGCACCAUGCCAAGCGGAAUACUAUGAAGAUUUUGAUUACGAUGAAUUGAACAAUAUUGAUGACAAUAAGCCCGAAAAUGAGACUCCAGGUAGUACUUAUGAAGUUCUUCCUUCCUUUAAGAACAAGAUCGUCAUGCCUAGUACGAUAUCCCUAGAUUUAGAUAAUAUGAGUUCAAGAAACAGUCAGAAUCAUCAUCUAGCUCAAUUAAAGGGCAAAGAUGAAGGUACCUCAACUCUUGGCUAUGGACAAGAAUUAUGCUUACAAAUGUCAACAAUUAGUGCCUUUGAUACAUCAACAUUUAGUGGUCACUCAUCAGAAGAUUACCCACAGAUUUUUUCUUGUAGAUAUGAUACAUAUAAAACAUAUGAAAGUACUGUAUAG
Messenger RNA from Trichoplax adhaerens, 1662 nucleotides. RefSeq lists its product as uncharacterized. The record is from RefSeq and is a predicted model, not a curated record. The transcript is spliced from 9 exons. Gene Ontology annotation, molecular function: protein binding. NCBI's taxonomy places the organism in Eukaryota, Metazoa, Placozoa, Uniplacotomia, Trichoplacea, Trichoplacidae. The coding region runs from base 1 to 1662 and encodes 553 amino acids.